Molecule: messenger RNA, 5291 nt
Organism: Entelurus aequoreus (snake pipefish)
Lineage: Eukaryota; Metazoa; Chordata; Actinopteri; Syngnathiformes; Syngnathidae
Gene: tcf3b
Product: transcription factor 3b
Exons: 21
Coding region: 626-2551 (641 amino acids)
Biological process (GO): regulation of transcription by RNA polymerase II
Cellular component (GO): transcription regulator complex
Molecular function (GO): RNA polymerase II cis-regulatory region sequence-specific DNA binding; DNA-binding transcription factor activity, RNA polymerase II-specific; protein dimerization activity
Source: RefSeq, a predicted model, not a curated record
GGUAACUUUCUUACCAUAGCCUUCCGCCGCGCGACCUAGUGCGCGUAGUACGCUGGCGAUUUUUUGGAUGAGUCCCUCCAUCGCCAUUUUGGAUACCCAGCUCCAUUUUCACUCCGUUGUCACCUUCAUUCGGAGGAGACGCCGACGAUUGUAAUCCGCCGCGGUUAAAACAACGCCAGGUCCCUCAAAGGCGUUUGAAAUCGGACACCGCUGGCGUUUGAGGCCCUCUCGGCUCACUCGUGUCCCCGCGGAGGGAUACGUUGUUGCGUCUGACAAUGUGGACGGAGGAGGUGAAGAUGUCUACGAGAAGAAUGAAAUUAUCUCCUCACUUGUAACAACAAAAAAGCAGGGGAGGAAGACGCCGCGAGAUUAGCGAGCAGGAUAGAUUCGUUCGCCCACGGACGCGACACACUGGCGUAAACAGUGUUAGACGCGGGUAGUUGAAGGGAGCGAGCUUCCCGGGACAAAGAGAGUGGGGGGAAAAAGACGCUCCAAUGCGUCUCCUCAUGCGCUGAAAUUCUCCUCAACUUUUAUGUUUUUUUACCCCCCCUUCGCCUUCUUUUCUUCAUCGCAAUUGGAUAAGCACACCUUCACCGAGGAGAGGGUUUGUUAGAGACGGAAGGUUAUGAACGAGCAGCAGCAAAGAAUGGCUGCAGUGGGAACUGACAAGGAACUCAGCGACCUCCUGGAUUUCAGCGCGAUGUUCGCGCCUCCAGUAGCCAACGGCAAGAACAGAACAAUGACCCUCGCCAGCAGUCAGUUCAGCGGCUCAGCACUUGACGAGCGCAGCAGCUCUGGUUCCUGGGGUUCGGCAGAACAGAAUAGUCCUUCCUUCAGCCAAGGACGGGGCUACGGAGAAGGAGCCCACUACAGUGAACAUGAAAGCUUGUCCUCUCCUUUCAUAAGUUCAGGGAUUGCAGGUAAAAAUGAGAGGCCAUCGUACCCUGCAUUUACAAAUCAGCCUGGUUUUCUUCCCAGUGACAUUGCAAUGCCUAGUCCGGAUGCAAUGUCUCCUUCUGGCCUCAAGUCAGGCUCCCAGUUUUAUCCGUCCUACCCAAACAAUCCCCGAAGGAGGCCACCUGAAGGAGGUUUGGACUCCCAGCCAAAGAAGAUCCGGAAACCCCCUGGCCUUCCUUCUUCGGUAUAUGCGUCUACAUCCAGUGAUGAAUAUGCCAGGGACAAUGGCGGCUAUCCUGGCGCUAAGCCUGGCGCUGUAUAUCCAGGCUCUUUCUACAUGCAAGACGACCCCUGGUCAUCUUCUGGCUACUCAGCCAUGCUGGGUAACUCUCCUCACAUUGGACCACCAGGCUCCUUCUCAUCACUGAACCCUCAAGACAGAAUGAACUAUCCACUGCACGGCAGCGAAGUCAACGGCUUCCACGCCGCCCCCACCACCUACAACCACACGCCCGCCAUUAAUGGAGAGGCCAUCAUGACAGGCAACAGGGCCACCACAGCUGGCAGUUCUGGAGACGAAAUCGGCAAGGCUCUUGCUUCGAUUUAUCCAUCGGACCACAAUAGUAAUAACUUCUCUUCAGCUCCGUCAACUCCAGGGUCUCCUCAGGGUAUUACAGGAGCUCAGUCUCAGUGGCAAAGACCAACCACACCCAGUUUUGAAGGGCAACCUCAUUCACUGCAGAGUAAAAUGGAGGACCGUUUGGAGGAGGCAAUCCAUGUGCUGCGGAACCACGCUGUUGGCCAAGGCCCCGGCUUAGACGGUGCCCACUCCGACAUGCACAGCCUGCUGUCCGCGGUCCACAACGGGGGCCUUGGAGGCCUCUCUCCAGCUUUCCCUAACGCAAGUCUUGCUCUCAGCAACAGACAUCCUGCUAUGGGUGGGAAACAUGAGGAGCCCUCUGGCCUCCCUCCCAGCAGUACACUUCUGCACGGUCAUCACGCGUCCGGGUCCACGCCGUCCGCUGGCCCGCCUGAAGGCUUCACCAGUCUAUCGAGCGGCAUGACGCGCUCCUCACACUCUUCCAGCAGCUCGGACAUCAAAAGAGAAGACAAAGAGGACGACGACAACUCAUCUAUUGCAGACAAAUCUGAAGAGGAAAAGAAGGAUUCCAAAGCGGCGCGCAGUCGAUCAAGAAAGGAGGCGUUGACCCUCCAGAUUCUCUCUAGCCUUUCAGACCAGAAAGAUGACUUCAUCACAGCUUCUCCCUCCAGCCAAGACAAUGAGGAUGAUGAAGACCUCCCACCCGAAGUGAAGAUGGAGAGGGAGCGGGAACGGCGAGUGGCGAACAACGCCCGCGAGCGCCUGCGGGUACGGGACAUUAACGAGGCAUUCAAGGAGUUAGGAAGGAUGUGUCAGCUGCACCUCAGCCAUGACAAACCUCAGACCAAACUUCUCAUCCUGCACCAAGCCGUCAACGUCAUCCUCAAUUUAGAACAACAAGUCAGAGAGCGCAACCUGAACCCCAAGGCGGCAUGUUUAAAGCGUCGCGAAGAGGAGAAAGUGUCUGGAGUGGUGGGUGAUGCACCCAUGCAGCUCUCAGGAGGUCACCCUAGUAUUGGAGGAGAUGGCCACAAUCCAGUUGGCCACAUGUAACACCAGAUGCUUUGGUGUUUCCUUGGCUCCCAGUGGAUGUGGCCUUAACAGAUUUCUUCCACCACCCAUUAACUCGAUGUGUGUGUGUGUCAUUUAUAUACAUACAUAUAUAUAUGUGUAUAUAUAGACACACACACUCACACACACGUGGACAUAACUGUGUGGUGUCCAUUUAACUUUCACGAUGUACACACACACACAUGCAUACUGCCAAAAUGGACACAGCCUGUCACACUCCCAACCAAGACGACAAGCUCAAAUGUGAAGAACUGUUGGGGUUUGUUUUUUUGGAUUUAUUUUAUACAUGUACAAAAAAACCUUUUUGGACAUUUUGAUUUCCACAAUAUGUUUCAUCACCAGAGAGAGAUAUUUUUUUCUUCUCUGUCCUGCCACAAAUUGGGACUUUUGACACACUGCCGAGAGGUGCUCUGGUGAACGCAAAAGAAGAAAACACAAAUUGAAUCAAGAAUUUGUGCCUCAUUGUUACAUGUUUUCUAUUUGACAUUGAAGCAAAUUGCUUUACAUGUUAAGGAACAUUAAUUAUGGAGGGAUUGCUUAUGUGUAUGAGCAAGUAUUUUUAAUGUAUGUCAUUCCCAGUGUGAUGGUACAGUCUUACAUAUGUUAUGUAACCAAGCCCAUAGUUGAAUUGCCUAAAUUCGUUUUUUGUUUUUUUUAUAAAUCAGCAAUUGUUUUUGGGGGGACACAAAAUGAAAGGUGGACAUUUUUCUUAAAAGAUGAGAGCUGGAGAUGCUGGACAACCUAAGAAUUAAGGACUCUUAAUUCCUGGAAGCUUAUGGCUGAUCUUUCUCGUUUUUUGUUUUGUUUUUUGUUAACAAAUCCAAGUGUUCGGUCUUUGCUACAAAAAUGUAUGCUGACAAGACAAAGCACAGCUGUGUAAGGUUGCAAGUUGGGUGUUGAAGGUCGAAAAAAAUGAAGCCAUUUGCUCAUAAAGAGACCAGCGCUUCUCUGCCAGCAGACUUGAGGGCUCCGGUUUAUUUGCUUCCCUCCAAUUCUUACAAAACGUCCUUUUCCACUGCAUUCUUUUCUGAAAACAAAGCAUUCCCAUUGAAUUAGCCCCCCCCCCCCUCGCCUUCCUCCUCAUCUUCUUAGCAGAAGUGUUGACUUGUAAAUUCACUCCAUACAUUACUCUUGAUAUGUUUCAUUUUUCAAAAUUUAAAUAUAUAUAAAAUAUCUAUUUUUUGUUAGCCUAUACAUUGUAGAUUUUUUUUACAUAAAUGGCAAUAUUAGUUUGAAGUUUAGAGUGUAUUGUAGAUGAACUUUACAAGGGGAUGUUUGACAUUUACAUGUUGGGGCGGGGGAGUAAAGAGGCGAUUUGAUUAAAUGUUAAAGAGGAGACGUUAUUUCCACUUAGAAGUUGAUGUCAGCUACCCGGAAGAAUUUUUACGUUACAUGUUUUGGGGCGCACAAAUGUGGAGCGGAUGGUUUGGGUUUGUCUUUGGAACAGUAAUUAUGCAACUGUUUGUUUUGAAUGUAUCCGCCAUACUUCAUGUGGAUCGCCUUCAUUUCGUCAAGUUUUCCCCUCCCUGUCCACUUUGUACUUUUCGUUUCUCUUUCCACGUCUGAUUGGAGGCAGACAAUUUGGGGCAAGGUUGAUGGCUAAAACCAGGAGAACAAACCAGUGUUAUUGUGAUGUCAUUCCCAUGUCAUGUUGUGAAUGUCUCCUACCAACAUGUAAUCACAAAUGGGAGGUAGAACAUUUUGCGUGUUUUUGUUUUUAUUUUAUAUAUAAAUAUAUAUAAAUAUAUAUACAAGAAGCGACGAUGAAGACGACCUAUACAAAUCAACAGUGUGGCCUUUUCAUCCUCAAGACUUAAACGAUGUCAUGACGGGAGAGUGAUACCUUACCAGUGCCUGAACUUAUGUAUUUUUUCGUUUAAGACCGUUUUGUUUUUUUUGUCAACCAUAUCAUUUCAUUUAUCAUGGAGAUUAAAAAAAAGAGGUACUUGUUCAUUCCCCCACCCUCCCUGUUCCUAAAUGCUUUUUUCAAUUUUUCAGGAAAAAGUUUAAAUCGUAUAAAGAGAUUUUUUUCUUUCACUGUAUCUAGUUAAAACAAACAAAAAAAAUAAAUAAAUGUUACGUAGAUCUCGUUUAGAUUUAUUGCUUUUGUUUUCUUAUGAUUAUUCGACUGGAUUAUAUUUGUCCUAACUGCUGUUUCAUGGGUCCAAGUCUUUCUUUCUAGCGAUGCUUGCUUUUUGGCUCUGGAAGAUUGUUUUAAGUAGUUAGCGAAGCAUUUUCUGUAUUUUUUGUGUGCACGCCAUCUUCUGCCCUGCCUCAAUGACUGUUUCACUUCUUUCCCAUUUUUUUUGUUGCAAUUGAACAUCUCAUUUGAAUUGAAAAUGGCUUGACCUUUUGAUUUCUAAACGGCUCCCAAUUUACUCUAGAUUUAAAAAAAAAAAAAUGUCAACAGGCUUGGGCUACUUUUGGCAUAUGAUGUUACUUUAAGUUCAGAUACUUUCCCAUAUUUUGAUCACAAAAAGUUGGUAAAAAAUUAAAUGACAUUGCAUUCAUAAGACAAAGCUAUCUUUGUGUGGAUUGACUCCGGCAGGGCCCCCUCAGAGUGCCUCUCUCGAAAUAUCUAUAAAUAUAUAAAUAUAGUUGACAUCUGUCCUGUAUAUAACAGUAAUGUAGCAAUAAAUGUUCAAUUUUUAAUAACAGAUUAUACCUUUUUUCCUAUGUCUUGUUUUUUUGGGGGGGGGGAUUAUGUACAUUGAAAGGACAA